AUGCAAUUACGAACGGGUGGAUUGGGUGGUCAACUCAUGGGAACAAGCUGCUCGAUGUAUGGGAAGGGGAAGGGAAAGGGAGGCGCAAAGGUGCAAAAUCUGGCAUUUGAGGUAGAUUAUGCAUCUAACCUCAAGCCCUUGGCCGUCAUCAAAAGGGAGGAUUAUUUCUGGAACCGAUUGUCCUGCCGCUACCCAGACAAGAUGAGAUUUUCAAAGUUGCCAGCAGUAAAGUCCAUUUCAUUCCUCAUGUUGGACUGGUACGAAGUGGUAACGUUCUGCUUGGAUGAUGUUGGAUUGCUGGAGCCUGAACAAUGGUGCUUUUCGCUCGAUGCCGAUUCUGACAUCUUCAAAGCAGCAAUGGGAAGCAAAUGGAGGAAUGUCACUUGGAAAGUGACCAUCGCCAAAGAUGGCAACCGUUCAUUAUGCGAGCUGCUCAUGAACUGGAAUCCUGAUGGUUGGACAUGGAGAUAUUGGCAAAGACUACAGCACGAGGCUGUUUUCGGUUAG
Mollisia scopiformis is the source of this 507-nucleotide messenger RNA. RefSeq lists its product as uncharacterized. The transcript has a single exon. NCBI's taxonomy places the organism in Eukaryota, Fungi, Ascomycota, Leotiomycetes, Helotiales, Mollisiaceae. Bases 1 to 507 code for a protein of 168 amino acids. The record is from RefSeq and is a predicted model, not a curated record.